Molecule: messenger RNA, 4423 nt
Organism: Drosophila yakuba
Lineage: Eukaryota; Metazoa; Arthropoda; Insecta; Diptera; Drosophilidae
Gene: ppk15
Product: sodium channel protein Nach
Exons: 5
Coding region: 1895-3331 (478 amino acids)
Biological process (GO): sodium ion transmembrane transport
Cellular component (GO): membrane
Molecular function (GO): ligand-gated sodium channel activity
Source: RefSeq, a predicted model, not a curated record
CUCCGAGAAAAUGACCAAAAUGAAGUAUGCAACAUUUUUAACAACUUUGUUUGGCCUGUGUUUCCAGACAAUUGUGACCGAAAAAUGAGUCAAGUGCGUAAAACUUGACAUCCAUUUGUGCAAGUGAGAGAAUAUUUGUUGCUUUUAUUCUUCGAGAUUGGAAAAGCCGAUGUGCAAUCAAAUGCUUGAAAUUAAAUCUGGAAAAUAACCUAGUUUUUAAAAAUUUUCAUUUAGAACUUAGGCCAAACUAUUGUGCACUACGAAUUUAAGCUAAUAAAUAACUUACUAUCAUAACACAUAGAGCAAUCGUAAAUAACCAAUUAUAUUUAUUUAAUUGAUCGAUUUAUUUAUUUGCCUGCUAUUUAAUUGUGAAACACAAACACCUUUACUUUAUUUUUUAAAUGCUUUUUGGGGAAAAAAUAAUUUAUUAAUUGUUUGCGGACGAAUGAAACCAUAUUGUCACAGAAAUAGCUCGACAUGUCUACCAUUUGGAAUUGCGAUUUAGGAAACAAUUUGCCUCAUUGCGUGUUCUGGGAGAUGCAUAAAUAAUUAAAAUGUUCGCAUUAGUUUUUCAUGCCACUCGCAUGUUGCCAGCUCCAAUUUCAAUAAGCACUCUAAUUGUUUUUAAGUGUUUUUCCAGCAGCGACAACAGCAGCCGUGUGCAGCGCAAAUGAGCCGUAAUUGCAUAAUUCUAAUUUAGCGUCGAGUUCUAAGCACCGAAAAACAUGUUGACUACAAUUUAUGCACGUGUGUGAGUUCACGAGUGAGUGAGUGUGGGUGGCUCUGCGUCAGUGUGUGUUUAGAAUCGUGUGUGCAGUCACUCAUUUUACUUAAUAACUCAGUGCAAGUGCACGUAAAUUCUGCUCUGGAGUUGAAGUUUGGCCAUGGCCAAAAGUGGGUGGCUCAAAGUCUGGUUUUGGGUGCAGUGGGUGGAUGAGUUAACAAGCAGCUUUGUGUGUGAGGUGGGUGGAAAAGGUGUCGGAAAAGUUUAACGUACUCACGGAAAGCCCAGGUGGCAGCAAGUGCUGCAAAAUGUAUCGAUGCAGGGGUCGAUAGUCAAAAAUCAGUGGGGAGAAAUGGAUAUGUUACCAAGCUUAUAAUUAAAAACAAAUUUGAAGCAAAAAUAUAAAAAAAAACAUUCCAAUGCGGGCUUAUAUUGUAAAUAAUUUGUAAAUGUCAACUAAAAAUGUUUGACUUAUUUCGUAGGCAGUCGAUGACGCAUGUUUUGUGAAUCGACCUUGUUACAAUAAUCGGUUUUCAGUUUACAGUUUAAGUGUGACAAUUUCAACUUGAUUUCUGUGUCAUCUGUUCCGCAAAAUGCCAGAAUUUCAAGUGAACAUAAAUGCACGCACACAUUUCCACUGCUGAGUGUGUAUUUAAAUCCUUAUUGCGACACCUGCACAAAGCAAAUACCAAUUAAAGGCUUUUCACAUGCAGUCGAAUGCCAACUUUGUAUGAGCGGCGUGGGCGGUGGGGAGUUGGGCUGUUGGUAAGAAAUUCGUGUGUGGGCAAGGAGACCGCACAUGCAUGCCAUUAAGUUGCCACGCCCUCCACUUGCUCUGUUUACUGCACUUCAAAAAAAGCGCUAUAAGGUUCUGAGCAUUCUUAAAACACUUUUCUUACCACCAGAAGCAACUAUGUUUUGAUUUACUUUUAGCUAAUUUAAGCUAUUUAAGUUUUAUAGUUUAUAUUUAUAGUUUUUGUAAUGGCUAAUAUAUAUAUGUUUUUCUCUCUGUGGAUGCACAUCUACCCGAGAACGGAGGACAAACAAAUUUACACAAAUGGUAGCUGACCGUGUCGUGCUUGGUCAAGACCAAUUUAUAUGCACCGGUCAGUUUGCCACGAGAUCCCGGAGUUCAAAGAUCUGGUUAUAAAGCGCCUACGGUGAGCAGAUAUGGGGAAGGACCAAGUGCUGCGGCAGAAGCGGAGCUACGGCUUUGUGACCAACAUCAAGGAUUACUGCACCAAUUGCACACUGGCAGGAUUCGCUUACAUUGCCAACUCAAGACUGCACUUCACGGAACGCAUCUUUUGGCUGAUUUGUGUGUUCAUUUCGUCGUUGGGCUGCUACCAACUGAUCAUGGGAUAUCAGCGGAGUUUUCCCACACGAGCUGUGAGCAUUGUGUUCGAGAGUCUGCCGCCAUUUUCCAAAUGGAAAUUUCCUGCUGUUAGCGUCUGCGAACUGGCCUACCGUGGAAAUUUGUUCUACAAAUUCGAGGAAUACAUAGAAAGUUUGGGCAAGGACGUAGCCGGGGAUUAUCCAUAUGAUGUUGAGACCGGUAUAUCGAUCCUUCUGUUUCCUGCCUUGUAUAAUGAGAACGGAUUGAAGGGAAAGUGUGGAGUAGUGCACAAGAAUUGCACCGAAGCAUGUGCAAAGUGUCCGUCGGACAACUACCGGCAAAUCUUAACCUGGUAUGGAGCCAACUGCUCGGAUCUGUUCGUGGAGUGCAAACUAUCCCAUAAACCCUUCGACUGCUGCCGGUACUUCAGACCCCUUUUGACUCCAUUUGGCCGCUGCUAUAUGCUCAACUCGCUGCUGAACAAUGAACCUGGCUCGAAGUACUGGCUGCCCAAUGAGCUGGAUCCCGCGAAUCAGAAGGCUGUGAUAAAUGUGAUCACCCAUUUGGAUGUGCAAAUAAGCGUGAUAAAUGCGGAAGAUAUUCCACAUACGGCCUUCUUUCCACCCGGAAUUCCCCUGAUUACCGAGGGACUGAGCAAGUAUAUGCAAUUUAACCAGAUCGUAAUGAAGAACGAUCCGGAUGUUAAGGACGUUGAUCCGAAGAUCCGCAGCUGCUUUUUCCCAGAGGAGAUACCGCCCAACAGUCUGUACAAGUCCUACAGCUUCAGCGUCUGCAUCACCGAGUGCAUUAGGGGCUUGCAGAUGAAAGCCUGCAACUGUACGUCAUUCCUGUACAAUCCCAAUGCCGAUCCACGGUAUCCGGACUGCAAUCUGGAGGGAUUCUUGUGUCUGGAGAAGACGCGUAUGAUCAAGCCCGACUCCAGGGUGCUGGUGAACAACAACAAGGGCAACAAUGCCAGUUGCGGCUGCCUGCCGUCCUGCAAUGAUGGCGACAUUACUACCAUUUACGAGCCCGCUUUAUUUGUCAGGAAUCAAAACAAGUACUACAACGGCACUCUGGACAUGCCUUUCCUGCCAACGGAUCAGUAUCGCCGGCAGUCCCUUCGCACGCCUCUGGACGUCGUGGUCUCCAUGGGCGGCAUGCUGGGUCUCUUUCUGGGGGCCAGCAUCCUCAGUGCCAUUGAGUUUGUCUACUAUUUCACAGUGCGACCCCUUAGCAACAUGCUGGGCGCUCGCGCCGCUCGUGCGUAAUUGGUCAACUGCCAGCGGCAAGUCGAAAGCCACUGCAAAAAGUUUUCGAGAAAUUUACAACAAAAAAAACUUAUAAAAAAAGUUCCAGUUAGGUAAAAACUCCACUAAAAUCAUUACAAAGCUUAUUGAACUUUAUUUUUUUUAAUUAUAAAGGAAUUAAGAGUUCCUCAAGCUUAACAAGGGAAUGGUAGCUUCUAUACGUGCAUUCGCGUCGUCAACCAAAGGGAAGUGUAUUGAAAGAGAAGAACGGAAUCCAGAGUCUCACGAGUUGGCUGCGCCUUGACCUCAGUCACAAGCGGCGUAUGCGCAAUUUAAAAAUUUUAUUAAAUAUUUGCUCGACUCGGUCACUGCAAUGCGCAUUAAAAAUGCAACCAUGGCAUGCCGUCAGGAUGCCAAGGAUAUUCGUACCGAAAAGCGAUGCUGUGCGAGCCAAGUGUGAAACUGAAAAUCAAUGAAACUCACAAUUUGCCCAGUCAGCAAACGCCUCUUGGCGACAACUGCAACCAUUUUACAUUUAUAUACCUACAUAUGUAUAUACAUAUACGAUGCCUCAGAUUUUGGCCACCUUUCAAGCCUGUUAAGUUUCUCAUUCGCCUGGGCCAUGUUGCUUAGCUUUAAAUAUUUAAAGCGACACAACAAUAGAAAAGUGUGCUAAAAGCAAACCAGAGAAAUGUAAUCACAUUAAUUCUUUGCCACAGGCCUUCUUCUUUGCCGUUGCCGUUGCCUUUGCCUUUUUCGGUCAUUGUUGCUUUUGGUCACCUCGACAAAGGUUAAUUAAUUAUGCUCUACACCAAUUAAAAAGACACGAAAUGGGCCUAAGCUUUUAGCGCACGGAAAAUUCGAGUGAAAUGGGCUUAAAAAGGAAUGUGGAACACUGUCAGAAGUGGGUCGUUGGGAAUAUUUGAAAAGCACAUUUGAAACCAAUUAAAAAUUAAUUAUGGCAAACUAAGAGCAAAAUCUAAUAGGAAUUGGUGCCCUAAUAAUUCUAAAGAUAAUGAGUUCAUGAAAUGAAUACAUUUCUAUAUUAGUGAACAUUAAAAACCAAACUAUAAAAAGAACAAGUUUAUUAAUAAAGUACAUCGAAAGUUUAUA